Rosa rugosa (rugosa rose) is the source of this 2389-nucleotide messenger RNA. RefSeq names its product glutamyl-tRNA(Gln) amidotransferase subunit B, chloroplastic/mitochondrial-like. Bases 225 to 1871 code for a protein of 548 amino acids. NCBI's taxonomy places the organism in Eukaryota, Viridiplantae, Streptophyta, Magnoliopsida, Rosales, Rosaceae. The record is from RefSeq and is a predicted model, not a curated record. The transcript is spliced from 10 exons. Gene Ontology annotation, molecular function: glutaminyl-tRNA synthase (glutamine-hydrolyzing) activity. Gene Ontology annotation, biological process: mitochondrial translation; glutaminyl-tRNAGln biosynthesis via transamidation.
AGCCAAAGUCUUUGUUGAACUGGGUUUUUAUUAUCUGAUUCUGGGUGGUGGUAACUUCCUCUGCUUCUGGUGCGCUUAACCAACUCACUUUUCACUUCACUGCAACUUCAGUUUUGGCUCCAUAACCAAAACACCCAACUCUUGUGGGAUUACAAGCAUUGCUUCAUGUUUGCAAAGACAGGCCCCUGCAUUGUUUGAUAUCGGAUUGAAUCGAGUUUAAGAACAUGGCCUCCACAAUUUUCAGAAGCUUUCAAACCCACCCUUUUGUGUUCCAUCCCACUACAUUACUUAGAAGAAAGAAUGUUCUUUUGUAUUGCACAAUGAGAAGUGAACAAACCCAGACAGCCACCCAAGAGAAGGUUAAGCCACAAGUGAAAGUUUCUAACUUGAACCCGAAUAAGAAACUGGAGAAUAUCUCGAAGGACUAUGAAGCAGUCAUAGGUAUCGAAACCCAUGUCCAGCUAUCCACUCAGACCAAGGCCUUUUGUAGUUGCCCUUAUAAUUAUGGCUCUCAACCAAACACUAGUAUUUGCCCCAUUUGUAUGGGUCUGCCCGGUGCUUUACCGAUUUUGAACGUUAAGGUCAUUGAGUCUGCUGUGAAAGUUGGACUUGCACUCAAUUGCAAAUUGGCAAUGAACUCGAAGUUUGAUCGGAAACAAUACUUUUACGCGGACCUUCCAAAGGGGUACCAAAUAUCCCAGUUUGAUGUUCCAAUUGCGACUGGUGGCUACAUUGAUUUGGAUAUUCCAGUAGAGUUUGGUGGUGGGCAUAGGAAGUUCGGCAUUACAAGAGUUCACAUGGAAGAGGAUGCAGGGAAGCUGAUGCAUUCAGACGAUGGAAGUUACUCACAGGUUGAUCUAAAUAGAGCGGGUGUGCCCUUGCUUGAGAUUGUUUCUGAACCUGAUAUGAGAAAUGGUAUUGAAGCUGCAGAAUAUGCUGCAGAAAUACAGAGGGUGGUUCGGUAUUUGGGAGUGAGUAAUGGCAAUAUGCAAGAAGGUUCACUUCGUUGUGAUGUCAAUGUUUCUGUUCGACCAAUUGGGCAAUUACAGUUUGGGACGAAGGUGGAGAUAAAAAAUUUGAACGCUUUUUCGGCAGUGAGCAGGGCAAUUGAUUAUGAAAUUUCGAGGCAGGUGCUUCUUCAUAGUCAAGGCCAAGACAAAGAAAUUGUACAGGAAACACGGCUAUGGGAAGAAGGAGCUCAGAAAACAGUUACAAUGAGGAAGAAAGAAGGACUAUCUGAUUACCGAUAUUUUCCUGAACCAGACCUUCCAGAAGUUUUCCUCACCCAGGACUAUGUUGAUGGUAUUCAUAACUCUUUGCCUGAACUUCCAGAAAUGAAGCGUCGGAGGUAUGAAAAGAUGGGCCUAAGCAUGCAGGACAUUCUUUUCCUUGCUAACGACAUGAAUGUUGCAGAAUUUUUUGAUACUACUAUUAAGAAGGGUGCUGAUGCGAAGCUAGCUGCCAACUGGAUAAUGAGUGAUAUUGCUGCCUAUAUGAAAAAUGAAGAGUUGUCCAUCACUGAGGUCAAGCUUUCCCCUCAAGAGUUGGCUGAGUUAAUAGCUUCCAUAAAAGAUGGGACUAUUAGUGGGAAGAUAGGGAAACAGAUAUUGUUUGAGCUUCUAGCAAAAGGUGGUACUGUGAAGGGACUGAUAGAAGAAAAAGAUUUAGUUCAGAUUGUAGAUCCCGCUGAGAUUGAGAAAAUGGUGGAAAAGGUGUUGUCAGAGAAUCCAAAGCAGCUGGACCAAUAUCGUGGUGGAAAGACUAAGCUGCAAGGUUAUUUUGCUGGCCAGAUAAUGAAACUGUCAAAAGGAAAAGCAAAUCCAGGGCUUCUAAACAAGAUUCUGUUAGAGAAAUUAAAUGCCAAAAGCUGAUACAGAUAAUGCAAUGACCUGGCUCCGAACUUCAAACCAGAUGUAUUCAAACCUAAAUUCGCUCACACCGGAAGGGCCGUUACACUUUGUAGCAUGAUUUAUAUAGCUUAUGGUGGAAGUCUAUCUAGACUUUGAUGUGUUAGUUGGCAUCUCUCUUUCUGAACAAGUGAUUGACAGCCGCUUGAAAAUCUGCGUGCCCUAUCUGGAGAGCCGAGAACUGAUUGGCUUCUGAUAUUGCAUUUCCUGCUUCUGUUUGAUUGGUCUAUAAUGCCAGCAAGUUGGAUGGAUCAAUCUUGAAUCGUAACCUGAUAUGCUCCAGAUAUAUAACCACUUCCAGAUUUCAAGCUCCUAAUUUUGAGUUCAUUUUCUUUCGCUAGAUGUUUAUCUUCGGCGGACAGGCAUACCAUCUUUCCUUACCGACUGUUGUCUAGUAACUAAUCUUUUAAAUAUUGAUUUAUAGAGUUUGUAAAUUACGUAUUUUUGAUGGCUUAAUUACCACUGACAAUCUUGACGGGUUC